GGCGCUCAUCACUAGAAUCGCUCCAAGCCGUUCACCUGUCACCACAGCAACAGCAAAUCCCGGCUCCUUUCUCUUCUUUCUUCACACCAUUUCACAUGCUCCAUUCCCUUUUCUGUUCCUCCUAGCACCCGGGUGUCAAAGGGUCAGGGAGCGCAGAUCUUGCCGCCGGCCAUGGUGAAGAUCUGCUGCAUCGGCGCGGGGUAUGUGGGCGGUCCUACGAUGGCGGUAAUCGCGCUCAAGUGCCCCGCCAUCGAGGUGGUGGUGGUGGACAUCUCGGAGCAGCGCAUCGCCGGGUGGAACAGCGAGCGCCUCCCCAUCUACGAGCCCGGCCUGGACGACGUCGUGAGGCAGUGCCGCGGCCGCAACCUCUUCUUCAGCACCGAGGUGCACCGCCACGUGGGCGACGCGGACAUCGUCUUCGUCUCCGUCAACACCCCCACCAAGACGUGCGGCCUCGGCGCCGGGAAGGCCGCCGACCUCACCUACUGGGAGAGCGCGGCGCGCAUGAUCGCCGACGUCUCCCGCUCCGACAAGAUCGUGGUGGAGAAGUCGACGGUGCCGGUGAAGACGGCGGAGGCGAUCGAGAAGAUCCUGGUGCACAACGGCCGCGGCGUGCGGUACCAGAUCCUGUCCAACCCGGAGUUCCUGGCGGAGGGCACGGCGAUCCAGGACCUGUUCGCGCCCGACCGCGUGCUCAUCGGCGGCCGCGAGACCCCCGAGGGCCGCGCCGCCGUGAAGGCGCUCAAGGACGUGUACGCGCAGUGGGUGCCCGAUGAGCGCAUCAUCACCACCAACCUGUGGUCGGCGGAGCUGUCGAAGCUCGCCGCCAACGCCUUCCUGGCGCAGCGCAUCUCCUCCGUGAACGCCAUCUCGGCGCUCUGCGAGGCCACCGGCGCCGACGUGACGCAGGUGGCGCACUCCGUGGGCAAGGACGCGCGCAUCGGCCCGCGCUUCCUCUCCGCCAGCGUCGGCUUCGGCGGAUCGUGCUUCCAGAAGGACAUCCUGAACCUGGUGUACAUCUGCGAGUGCUACGGGCUCCCUGAGGUGGCCGGCUACUGGCGGGAGGUGAUCCGGAUCAACGACUACCAGAAGAGCCGGUUCGUGAACCGCGUCGUGUCCUCCAUGUUCAACACCGUCGCCGGCAAGAAGGUGGCCGUGCUGGGGUUCGCCUUCAAGAAGGACACGGGCGACACCCGCGAGACGCCGGCGAUCGACGUCUGCAAGGGCCUGCUCGGGGACAAGGCGGUGGUGAGCAUCUACGACCCGCAGGUGACCGGGGAGCAGGUGUCCCGGGACCUGGCCAUGAACAAGUUCGACUGGGACCACCCGCGCCACCUGCAGCCGCUGAGCGACACCGACCUGGCGAAGCAGGUGGGCAUGGCGGCGGACGCGUACGAGGCCGCGCGCGACGCGCACGCCGUCUGCAUCCUCACCGAGUGGGACGAGUUCAGGAGCCUCGACUACAAGCGCAUGUUCGACGCCAUGCACAAGCCGGCGUUCAUCUUCGACGGCCGCAACGUCGUCGACGUCGCCAAGCUCCGGGAGAUCGGGUUCGUCGUCUACUCCAUCGGGAAGCCGCUCGACGAUUGGCUCAAGGACAUGCCCGCCGUCGCAUGAUCGACCUCCGUCCCCCAUCUUGCCUCUUUUUCUCUGCUAAGUUAGCUCGUUUUCCCGGUUCCAUUUUGUUCUUCAGGGAUCAGAACUUAGUUAGCUGGGUAUGCAUUUCGUUGGCUUAUGUACGAUUAAUUAGCCACAUUCUUUAUUAUUUGCUUCUUUUUUAGGUACUUAUUAGAUAUGGAGAUAUUUUUUAAUUGUGUAGUACUAAUAA
Panicum hallii is the source of this 1828-nucleotide messenger RNA. Its product is annotated as UDP-glucose 6-dehydrogenase 2. The transcript has 2 exons. The record is from RefSeq and is a predicted model, not a curated record. Gene Ontology annotation, biological process: glycosaminoglycan biosynthetic process. Gene Ontology annotation, molecular function: NAD binding; UDP-glucose 6-dehydrogenase activity. Bases 172 to 1617 code for a protein of 481 amino acids. NCBI's taxonomy places the organism in Eukaryota, Viridiplantae, Streptophyta, Magnoliopsida, Poales, Poaceae. Gene Ontology annotation, cellular component: cytosol; nucleus.